AUGACAGAAUCUGAGUGUCAAUUGGCGAUCUCAAUGACCAGCAACUGCGAGGAGAAACAAUUGGGUCACGAGGUUGGCGACGCGUUUGAGAUAAUUUGCUUGCUCCCCACCACCUACCUCCUCUCAACAGCGAAAGCGAUGCCACGGACGAUCCUGAUCACAGGCGCUACAGGACAACAGGGAGGUGCCACUCUGAGAGCUCUGGCCGAGUCCAUCAGGCUUUCCGAAGGCCUGUCAAUCAGAAUUAGAAUUUUGGCUUUGACACGAGAUGCUUCAUCCGAGAAGGCGAACACGUCGCUUAGUAUUCCUGGUGUGCAGGUAGUACAGGGAGAUCUCAACGAUAAAUCUAGUAUCGACAAGAUCUUCGAACUUUACGCGAUUGACUCAGUCUUUAGCGUUCAAGAUGUAUUUCAAGGGAAUGAAGUUGAGCAAGGUACGACUCUAGUCGAUGUGGCUGUGAAGCAUGGAGUCAAACAUUUCGUAUAUACCAGUGUUGGCAUGUCAGGACUCAGUCCCAGUCCAGUUCCUCACUUCGAGACCAAACGUCAGAUCGAGGGGCACCUGAAAUCUCGAUCAUCCCAAUCACAGAUACUAUCGAUGGGGACCAAGUGGAAUCCCAAUCAACGGUUCAAGCAUAUUGCCACGUCUGAUAUCGGUCAAGCGGCAGCUGAAAUACUCAUCGCUGGAUCUCAAGAGAAGAAAUUCAGAAAGAGAAUUAUCUAUCUAACCGGUGAUGCUCAUACACCGGAUGAAAUCAGGAAGAUAUUCAAAGAGGGUAGGAAUGUCUCCUGGGAGGAUUCUGAACAGGAUGUAGAGGUUGGUACAGAGUUAACGAAUGCUCUCAAUACUAUCAACGUUCAUCCAUUCGAAGGCACUCCGGAAGAGACAAGAAAGCUUUUCCCCUGGGUGAAAGACCUUCCAAUUUGGCUGGACACUGAAUUUCACGCAGGGCUGAUCAUCGGAUAG
Messenger RNA from Kwoniella mangroviensis CBS 8507, 966 nucleotides. RefSeq lists its product as uncharacterized. Gene Ontology annotation, cellular component: nucleus. NCBI's taxonomy places the organism in Eukaryota, Fungi, Basidiomycota, Tremellomycetes, Tremellales, Cryptococcaceae. Bases 1 to 966 code for a protein of 321 amino acids. The transcript has 7 exons. The record is from RefSeq and is a predicted model, not a curated record.